Messenger RNA from Manacus vitellinus (golden-collared manakin), 2935 nucleotides. Its product is annotated as inactive phospholipase C-like protein 2. Gene Ontology annotation, biological process: intracellular signal transduction; lipid metabolic process. The record is from RefSeq and is a predicted model, not a curated record. The transcript is spliced from 6 exons. NCBI's taxonomy places the organism in Eukaryota, Metazoa, Chordata, Aves, Passeriformes, Pipridae. Gene Ontology annotation, molecular function: phosphatidylinositol-4,5-bisphosphate phospholipase C activity. Bases 49 to 2886 code for a protein of 945 amino acids.
UCCCGGCAGCGGCUGCCGCACAAGAAGAAGACGGUGUCCUUCAGCUCCAUGCCCAAUGACCGCAAGAUCAACAGCACGGCCGCCUGCAUCUCCCUCAUGCUGGAGGGCUGUGAGCUGAAGAAGGUGCGCUCCAACUCCCGCAUGUACAGCCGCUUCUUCGUGCUGGACGCCGACAUGCGCUCUGUGCGCUGGGAGCCCUCCAAGAAGGACUCAGAGAAGGCCAAGAUUGAGAUCAAGUCUGUCAAAGAGGUGCGUGUAGGCAAGAAGACACCUGUCCUGCGCAGCAAUGGCCUCUCUGACCAGUUCCCGGAUGAGUGUGCCUUCUCCAUCAUCUAUGGAGACAACUACGAGUCCCUGGACCUGGUGGCCAGUUCGGCCGACGUGGUGAGCGCCUGGGUGAUGGGGCUGCGGUACCUGGUGUCCUAUGGGAAGCACAGCCCUGAGGCACCUGGGACCGGCCACCCCAGCCUCCGGACCUCCUGGAUCUCCUCUGUCUUUGACCUCGCUGACCUGGAUAAGUCUGGUCGCAUCCCUGUGUCCCGGGCUGUGCAGCUGAUCAAAGCACUCAACCCUGGCAUGAAGACCUCCACCAUUGAGCUGAAAUUCAAGGAGCUGCAGAAGGCCAGUGAGCGUCCUGGUGCAGAGGUGGCCUGCGACCUCUUCGUGGAGGCGUACUGUGAGCUCUGCACCCGCCCUGAGAUUUUCUUCCUGCUGGUCCAGUUCUCCAGCAACAAGGAGUACCUGGGUGUGAAGGACCUGCUGAUGUUCCUGGAGGUGGAGCAGGGCAUGGAGGGGGUCACAGAAGAGAAGUGCUUGGAGAUCGUCGGCAAGUAUGAGCCCUCCAAGGAGGGCCGGGAGAAGGGCUACCUGGCCAUCGAUGGCUUCACGCGCUACCUGCUCUCUGCUGACUGCUCCAUCUUCGACCCGCAGCACCGCAAGGUCUGCCAGGACAUGGCACAGCCCCUCUCCCACUACUACAUCAGCUCUGCCCACAGCGCCUGCCUGCUGGAGGACAACUUCUGGGGCCGCUCGGACAUCAGUGGCUACAUCAGUGCCCUGGGCCUGGGCUGCCGCAGCAUCGAACUGGUGCUGUGGGAUGGCCCCGAGGGCGAGCCUGUGGUCUACACCAGCCCCUCAGCUGCCUCCUGCGUGCCCUUCCGUGCCGUGGUGGGGCUGAUCGACCAACACGCCUUCACCGCCUCCGCCUACCCCCUCAUCCUCUGCCUGGUGGUGCGCUGCUCGGCCCCCCAGCAGCGCCUCGCUGCCCAGUGCCUGCGCAAGACACUGGGGGACAAGCUGUAUCUGGAGCCCCCCAACCCAGUGGCGUCCUACCUGCCCUCCCCAGAGCAGCUCAAGGGCCGCAUCCUCAUCAAGGGCAAGAAGCUGCCACCCAGCUGUGAGGACAGCGAGGGGGAGGUGUCGGAUGAGGAGGAAGGCUGGGAGCUGGCACGGCGGCUGGGCCAGGAGGACCGGGAGGCACCGGAGGGAGGUGGCCCGCGGCGGGUGCGCCUCAGCCGGGAGCUCUCAGAGCUGGUGAGCCUCUGCCAGGCUGUCCCCUUCCAGGACUUCGAGAGCUCACGGCGUGGGCAGCGCUACUGGGAGAUGUGCUCCUUCAGCGAGGUGGAAGCAGGACGCUUUGCCAACGAGUGCCCGGCUGAGCUGGUCAGCUACAACAAGCGGUUCCUCUCCCGCGUCUACCCCAGCCCCAUGCGCAUCGACGCCAGCAACAUGAACCCCCAGGACUUCUGGAAGUGUGGCUGCCAGAUGGUGGCCAUGAACUACCAGACACCGGGGCUCAUGAUGGACCUGAACGCGGGCUGGUUCCGGCAGAAUGGGGCCUGUGGCUAUGUCCUCCGCCCAGCCAUCAUGCGGGAGGAGGUCUCCUACUUCAGUGCCAAUGCCAAGGACUCCCUGCCCGGGGUGCCCGCCCAGCUCCUGCACCUCAAGGUCAUCAGUGGGCAGAACCUGCCCAAGCCCAAGGGCUCAGGGGCCAAAGGGGAGGUGGUGGAGCCCUACGUCUGUGCCGAAAUCCAUGGCAUCCCAGCUGACUGUGCUGAGCACCGCACCAAGACAGCCCUGCAGAGCGGGGACAACCCCAUCUUUGAUGAGAGCCUGGAGUUCCAGAUCAACCUGCCCGAGCUGGCCGUCCUGCGCUUUGUCGUGCUGGACGACGACUACAUUGGGGAUGAGUUCAUUGCCCAGUACACCAUUCCCUUUGAGUGCGCCACCGGCAUCAAAGCCAUCGACGAGGUCUUCCGGACGGCCACGCAGCCGCUGCGGGAGGCCACCGACCUGCGGGAGAAUGUGCAGAACGCACUGGUGUCCUUCAAGGAGCUGUGUGGGCUGACACCCGCCGCCAACAUGAAGCAGUGCAUCCUGACAGUGUCCACGUGGCUGCUGCACAGCGACAGCACACCCAGCGUCACACUCAACCUGGCAGAGCAGUACCCCCCCAUGGAGGCCCAGGGCCCCAUCCCUGACCUGCUGCGCAAGGUCCUCACUGCCUACGAGACGAUGAUCCAGACCAGCCGGACGCUGAUCGAGUCUGCUGACGUGGUGUAUGGGAAGCUCAUCCAGGCACAGCAGGCAGGGAUGGAUUUCCACAAGGAGCUGCACCGCAUCGAGACCAAGGAGGGGCUGCGGGGCCGCAAACUGCAGAAGGCGCUGGAGAGUUUUGCCUGGAACAUCACCGUCCUCAAGGGCCAGGCUGACCUCCUCAAGCACGCCAAGGCGGAGGCACUGGACAACCUGUGGCAGAUCCACAACGCAGGACAGUCCUGCGGCAUCGGCAGGAACGGCUCAGCCUCACCAGAGCUCUCCCGGCUGCGUGCCCCACUGGAGCCCAUCCCUGAGACUGACGGAGGCGGCGACACAGCGUCCUGCUGACCCUGGCCUGGGGCUCAGGGGCCCAGACUGAGCAUCCCCAGCCACAGGA